Peniophora sp. CBMAI 1063 is the source of this 1053-nucleotide messenger RNA. NCBI's taxonomy places the organism in Eukaryota, Fungi, Basidiomycota, Agaricomycetes, Russulales, Peniophoraceae. The record is from the annotation of a GenBank genome assembly.
AUGCGGCCAACACGUCCUCCUUUCAUCGAACAUGACGAGACUUCCCUGGAGCGGCGUCUAGCUAUGAACGACCUUUCUAGGCUGUUGGGGGACCGCAGGACGUUUACGAAGGCAUUCGCCUUGAAGAGGGCGCGCGAUCACCACAGUCCUCUGUUGGAUGCUCUGGAGGACCAUUUCAGUGCCAGCGAUCUGCACGGCAAACUCUGGACUAUUGAAGAAGUAGCAGACGCCUUGAUCAGAGGACCACAUCAUGAGUCAAUUGUGCUCUAUCAACAUAUCGAGACCUGGCUCAUCAAACACUCCCAAGGCUGGCUGGAUGACCUGCUCGCACAAACCGUCAGCAAUAUGCGCGACGCGGUCGACGACACAUUAGCUCCCCAUAUCGACAGCGUUGAAGGGUUUCAGGGUGCCCUCGACAAAUUAGAGGAGGAACUUCGUACAAUUAUCGCCUCGCAGGUCACAGAUUCAAACCGGCUACGCGUUCAGGUUGACGCGAUGCAACAUGCAGUCGAUACGGCGUUCUCGAAGCAAGAUUCCCCCGAAUCGUCGAAUACCGGCGUAACUCCAACUUCUUCGGGUUGCAUGUCUUGCCUGCAGCUCUCGGGCGAUAUUGAGGCGCUGAGGAAGGAGUUGGACAGUUUGAAGAAAUCCAUACGGAACCUGCAGAAUCCGCCGAGUAAGCCUUCAUUGAUGGAAUGUGCGGAUCCUGAACCUGAUGUGUAUGCUGGUCCAGAUGAUGAUGUGGACGUUUGGGUGCCCUCGAAUGGGCUUGAAGAGAAUCAGGGUGAUACUGUCCCCUCACGUUCGCUUGUCGGAAGGAGCCUGGAUCUCGGGACGCUCAACCCUGGCUAUAUCCGGCAGGAGCACGACUCCUCGAGCAAAAAUGCCACCGUAUACCCUGCAGCCUUUCCCAGAGUCGAAGCGAGUCUGGAAGAUGAACCCAUCAACGCAACCGGUGACUCUUGGCAAACCGAGUUAACCAGGUACGAGCGCGGAAUGAUAGGCCAGUCUUACCUCAUUGUAACCGAGAAAGUGCACGCUCAUAGAACUUAG